GGGAUCACUGUGAAAGAGUCACCACUCUGGAAGAUCUGUGGACAAACAGAGGGAGAAAAACAAGAGGAAAGGAGAAGAAAGGAUUUGGAAAAGGCUGAAGAUGGUGUGUCUAUGUUGGUUGUUAGUGGUGGUGAUGGCGUACGUGUGCAUUCCUGGGUUUGGAUCGGUGUGCUGGAACAGCUCUAUCUGCAGUGACCUGAGCAACAAGGGCAGGAUACUGGAGUGUAUUCAACUCUGCAUGUCUCUGAUCAAGACUGAAUUGCCAGAGGUCAGUACAUUGGCCCUGAAGAUAAAUGAUGAUGACCACUUACUCAACAUCAUUCUGGGCACACUGGCUUCCUCUGAAAACAAGCUAUCAGAGUCAGAUCUUCAAGUCCACAGCGACCGGCGACGCUCAUAUUUAAUGGAGCAUUUCCGCUGGGGCAAACCCCCUGGAGACAAGAUACUGGAGCCAAAGCUGAGGGACCACGGUGACGAGAGACGCUCCUAUUCAAUGGAACAUUUCCGCUGGGGGAAACCCUCUGGCCGUAAACGCAGGCCCAUCAAAGUCUUUGCCUCUCCUCUGGAGGGAGGGGGCUCUUCUGAGGGCAGCUUUCCCCCUCAGGCUCGCAGGCAGCUGAACAGUAAUGAGGAUGAAGGAAAAGGAGACCUGAAUCAAGAAAGUCAUCAAUAUCAAGAAUUGCUGAGGGCGAGGGUCAGCUCCAAGUCACACGUCCUGUUGAGCCCACAGGACAGAAAAGAUGGGACCUAUCGGAUGAGUCACUUCAGAUGGGGGAACCCACCUGCCUCCAAACGUAAUGGCGGCUUAAUGAAGCUGUGGGAGAAGAAAACCUUAGGGGAAACUGGCUAGGCUCUGCAGGAACAUUAUGGUCAAGGAUGUGGAGAGGAUAAUGGGAUGAACUGGAGAAGAAGGGGAGGGGGUUGUUGAACAAAUCUAAUAGCCAAUGCAUGUUACUUGACUUGAAAGAGUUUUCUUUUAUUGGUUUUGUUUUGUUUUUGUUUUUUUGUUGUUGUUGGGUUUUUUUUUGUGGGAAAUGUCAUUACUGAUUGAUAUGUUUUGAAAAAAGACCCAAAUAGAGAAAGUGAUUCCAGGGCAAGAGGUGGGUAAGAAGGACGCUAUUUUAAAAACCAUCGCAGUUUAUUUACAAAGUGGUAUGUUUUUUUGUAAAGUAAUGUAAUAUUAAAGAUCAUUCUG
Messenger RNA from Seriola dumerili (greater amberjack), 1195 nucleotides. Its product is annotated as pro-opiomelanocortin-like. The coding region runs from base 101 to 850 and encodes 249 amino acids. Gene Ontology annotation, biological process: neuropeptide signaling pathway. NCBI's taxonomy places the organism in Eukaryota, Metazoa, Chordata, Actinopteri, Carangiformes, Carangidae. The transcript has 3 exons. Gene Ontology annotation, cellular component: extracellular region. The record is from RefSeq and is a predicted model, not a curated record. Gene Ontology annotation, molecular function: neuropeptide hormone activity.